CGGGGAGGAGGCUUGGCGGCCGGAGGGCGGAGGAGGCCGAGCCGUCCCAGCCCGAGCUUCAAAACAGUCGGCGCCUCACCCCGCGCACAGCCCGCCACUGCGUCCAGACGCCCGCGCCCGGUUUGGAUCUGUCUCUCCCAUCCUCUUUGGCUCCUCAUCCCUCUCUGGACUGUCCAGCUGCCCCGUCGGCCCUCACUGCCCUGUGAACAUGUUGGCCGUUCUUGCCUUCAUCAUUGUCUUCCACAUCGUCGCUCUGGUGCUGUUGUUCAUUUCAGCCAUCAACAAUGCCUGGUGGGUAGGAGAAGACUUCUCAGCGGACAUCUGGAGAGUGUGCACCAACAGCACAAACUGUACAGAGAUCAGUGACCUGAGCGACAGUGAGUAUACAGAUUACUCCAUCAUGCAGGCAGUGCAGGCCACCAUGAUCCUCUCCACCAUCCUCUGCUGCGUCUCCUUCCUCAUCUUUCUGCUCCAGCUCUUCCGCCUCAAGCAGGGAGAGAGGUUCAUCCUGACUGCCAUCAUUCAGCUCAUGUCAUGUCUGUGUGUCAUGAUCGGGGCUUCCAUUUAUACAGACCGGCGCCAAGACCUUCACCGACAGAACUACGAGGUCUAUUACCUGAUGCAGGAAGGCAGCUAUGGCUAUUCUUUCAUUCUAGCCUGGGUGUCCUUCUCCUUCACCUUCAUCAGCGGCCUCAUGUACAUGAUCCUGAGGAAGCGCAAAUAGGUUUCAGGAGCCCAGCCACUCUCCCCACAGUAUGGCAUACACGUUCAUGUAACCAUUUUGUAUAUAAUCAUUUUUUUGUGGUUUUUCUAGCAAACAUAUUGUUUCCUUUAAAAGCUUUUAUAAAAAAAGAAGAGAAGAGAGAGAGAAAGUUUCGGCAUUCUUGGGAUCAGAGACCAUACCACAAAGGCUGGCAUUCAGAAUGCAAGCCCACCGAAAGUCUCAGCAAGGCCCAGCAAGAUCCAGCAAUGUGGAAAUCCACAGGAUGCUUCUCACCCAUGGACCUGGGGUGGGGUGUGGACAAAGGCGGGAAAAGCCUGUCUUGGGGAGAGGCUUUCUGUAGAUUCCUGCCCUGCCCCCUCCCCUGCCUACUCCACUCUGACAACCACAGGUGGGAUGAUGAGGGGCCCCAGUGAAGGAUCUCUGUCCUCAGAUAUUAGUCCCUAGGUCGUGUAAGAAGAGGCCUGGUUUCUGUCUGUGUGGGAUCCAGAGUCCCAGUCCCCUUCAGUGAGUUAGGUCAUCGUACAAACUUCCUGACCAUCUCCUGUUGGCCUUAAGGACAGUGACCCUCAACCUACGUGUCGUGUUCAGGCGUUGAGUCUCCCUAGGUAAUUCCUCAGCACAUCUGUCCUAUGCGGGCUCUCAAGUCCACUUCGCAGACCCUCAGAAUCCCUCAUCAAAGGGGUGGGUCUGCAUGUCUGACUUCCGAUGAGCUCCCUGAAAUAUGCUUAGCUGCAGUAAAGCUGGGGUUCAGAGUCCUAGAACAGGGAGCAGACACUUGUGAGUGUUAGCAGUCAUCACACCGAGAUGGCCCCACCGCCAGCCACAUCUUGGCCUCCGCCAGCUCCUGCUGCUUCUCCCAUAGCUGCUUUUAUCUGGACUCCCGUGCCCCACACCCAAGCCAUAGGCCUAUCCCUGGGAGGCGGCCUGGGCAGCCCCCUCCCUGCCCUGUCUUGGAAGGUCUCCCCUUUUCUUCCUGCCUUCUUUCUGAGGUGGGUGCUUCCAAUGGGGCUCUAUUUCUGGAGCCUCAGAAGAUCCAUCGUCCAUUGACUCAUCUACCCAUCAUUCAAUAUGGAUGGGUCUUGCCUCAUGUCAGGUGCAAGAGAUACCUUUCCAAACAAUUCCUUGUGAGACUCAGUCUAGUGAAGAACACACACCAGAAACCAGUUAGAAAAACUACCAACUGGGAUGGAGUAGCAGCAGCACUGCCACCAGAGGUUCAAACCCUCCCAGGGUGAGAGGAAGCCCACGUUCUGCAUGCCUGCCUUUAAGUGCCUUGGGGUGUCUGCACUGCUCCAAGCAGAGUAUCAUUCAGCUCCAACAGAUGCCAUUUGUUGGGUAGUGCCCUCUGGGUUUCUCUACACACAGUGUAGAGGAUUCUACACUUCCCAGUGAGACAGCAGGAAAGGAUUCCCAGAGCCUUGGCUCUCAAGAUGGGUAUCGAAGGAGAAUCCAGCCGCACUCCAGUCAGUCCUGAAGAUGUCCUGGUAAAUGUGGCCAUGGGAAGGUUGUCAGUAGCACCGGAGGAGUGAUGUGCCAUACCAAAGAUUCAAGAUGGCGACCUUCUCCCUUGGUAUCCUUUUCCAUUUUUGAGCAUCAAGUUGGAGAGGUGACUCUGGGACAGGGCGUGUCAGUCUGUGUUGCUUAAACACGUUUGCAUGUAUGCUUCUGUAAGGGGUCAUUUACCACUAGCUCAGGCCCAGCGAAGCGGGGAAGGGAGGUAUUGGGUCUGAGUGGCUUUAGGGCCACCACAGACACCUCCUCAGUACAAGACCAGCUUCCCUCCCUCCACAUCUCCUGUCCUCCUUUCCUUCCUUCCCUUGGAGAGACUGCCAAGGUGGCCUGGGGCAGAGAUGGCAAAUGACCACCUCUUGCCUUGAUGGAGAACUCCCCUCGGCUCACUGUUGGCUAGAUUGUAGAGUUGGCUCAAUGUCUUGUGAGGCUCACAGAGGGAGGCCUGUCUAAAGUGUCCUCUGCACCUUCCCCUUGGCGACUUUUCUGUCAUAACAUUCUGCUAGUUAUGAUGGAAACCAACAGACCGAACCACAGGCAUGAAAGCAGGGCCCAAGCCAGCAUGAGCUCCCACCCCAGAAAACCCAGGGCUGUAGAAGUGAACCAUCUGAUGGGGUGGGAAUGGUCCCCUGAGUUGUUUGGCUGCCAACAUUCAGUGCCCACAUUCACCUGUGACAUGAGAGGUGCCUCUCUCUUGCUCUGGGCCCUGCAUUGGGGAUGCUAGAAAGAGAUGAGGAUGUGAGGGAAAACAGAUCCACCUUUCUCUUAUGUAGGAUCAGCUCUCUAUUGGUGCUUAUCACUAGUUACCAAAGAACAAUGACAAAGCCAGCUGGGAUAUCCAAGAAGCAUGUAUUCGGACCAAACCCGUCACUGUGUUUAAAGGAACUUUAGUUUGCGCAUCUUACAACAUUUUUAUAAAGUACUGUAAUUCAUGGGGUGGGGCAUGUGACAGAGACAGACUAACCCAUGUUUGGCGUUUGCAUUAAAAUUAUUUUGGGUCUCUGUUUAAAGAAUUCA
This is a messenger RNA of Peromyscus leucopus (white-footed mouse), 3250 nucleotides long. RefSeq names its product epithelial membrane protein 2 (gene Emp2). NCBI's taxonomy places the organism in Eukaryota, Metazoa, Chordata, Mammalia, Rodentia, Cricetidae. Bases 209 to 724 code for a protein of 171 amino acids. The record is from RefSeq and is a predicted model, not a curated record. Gene Ontology annotation, cellular component: plasma membrane. The transcript has 5 exons.